UGGAAUCCCCCAAAGAAGGUAAGGGGGGCAAGCCUUCCCCACCCUCCGUGAAGAACACCAAGAGGAGGGCAGAGGGCGCCAAGAAAGCCAAGGCCGACAGCCCCGUGAACGGCUUGCCGAAGGGGCGAGAGAGUCGAAGUCGGAGUCGGAGCCGUGAGCAGAGCUACUCGAGGUCCCCAUCCCGAUCGGCGUCUCCUAAGAGGAGGAAAAGUGACAGCGGCUCCACGUCUGGCGGGUCCAAGUCGCAGAGCCGCUCCCGGAGCCGGAGUGACUCCCCACCGAGACAGGCCCCCCGCAGUGCUCCCUACAAAGGCUCUGAGAUUCGGGGCUCCCGGAAAUCCAAGGACUGCAAGUACCCCCAGAAGCCACACAAGUCUCGGAGCCGGAGUUCAUCCCGUUCCCGAAGCAGGUCACGGGAGCGGGUGGAUAAUCCAGGAAAAUACAAGAAGAAAAGUCAUUACUACAGAGAUCAGCGACGGGAGCGCUCGAGGUCAUACGAACGCACGGGCCGUCGCUAUGAGCGGGACCACUCCGGGCACAGCAGGCAUCGGAGCGCAGGUGACCCUAGAGCAGGAUUCUUUUUGGAAAUGUAUGUUGAGUGGACCUUGGUGGAUUUGGAAAUGGAACGGAGGGACCGGUGACACGUGCUUCAGACCGGUCUGGGGUGCGGCGCACACCUGGACCCGUGCAGGGCCCGGCUCGGCGGCAGCUCUGAGGCCAGCUCGAUGAAAAAGUGAACGCACACGCCCCUGUUGGCGUGGCCUGGUGCUAUCGGCAGCCGCUUUCCACUCCCCGACUGAUACUCAAUUACGUGAAGCCAAGAAAGAUGAUUUUUAGAAUCUUUGCCUAUAUUAGGUUGUACUUAUGUACAUAUUUUGCAGUGUUUCACAAGAGAAAAUGGCCUUAAUUGCCCCUUAUUCUCUCUCCACAUUGUAAAUAAACAUGUGUUUAAUACAAGUUAAAGCUA
Messenger RNA from Piliocolobus tephrosceles (Ugandan red Colobus), 967 nucleotides. Its product is annotated as cyclin-L2-like. The transcript has 4 exons. The record is from RefSeq and is a predicted model, not a curated record. NCBI's taxonomy places the organism in Eukaryota, Metazoa, Chordata, Mammalia, Primates, Cercopithecidae. The annotation marks the transcript as partial.